Molecule: messenger RNA, 1533 nt
Organism: Amorphotheca resinae ATCC 22711
Lineage: Eukaryota; Fungi; Ascomycota; Leotiomycetes; Helotiales; Amorphothecaceae
Product: glycosyltransferase family 17 protein
Exons: 2
Coding region: 1-1335 (444 amino acids)
Biological process (GO): N-acetylglucosamine metabolic process; protein N-linked glycosylation
Cellular component (GO): membrane
Molecular function (GO): beta-1,4-mannosylglycoprotein 4-beta-N-acetylglucosaminyltransferase activity
Source: RefSeq, a predicted model, not a curated record
AUGGCAAUGCAAUCCCACAACGUCUGUAGAGAGAAAAACGACAAGGCUCAACUCGACUGGUCUCCCGUCUGGCCAAAUCAAACCUGCUUCGCAAUCGAACACGCAUUCUUCUCCCAUGAAGUAACAAGCAAAAGCGGUGAAUCCGCAAUGCUGCAGCGCCUCGGAAUCCGCGAGCGCCGCAUGUGGGCGCUGCUGCUCUAUGCCUCUCGACGCCGCUGGCGCCAGAUCCUCUGCGCUCUGUUCUGCUUCUGGGCCCUUGCCAUCUAUUCCCAGCAGAAACACCCCUUCUCACCGCGCGCGCACGAGAUAACUGCGCACGACAUCGCUUUCGAAGCCUCGCACAGAGCCGGCCCGGAAGGAACUUCGCGCCUCCUUCCCUUGCGGGAGGCAGAACAGUUAUGCCGCGCACAUCGCUGGGGCGUAUUCCACGCGCAGGAUGGCAAGCGGCGUCGCAAGGUCUAUGAUCUAUUCAUGGUGAAUAACGAGAUGGACUGGUUGGAGAUCCGGCUCAAUACCAUGGCGGCGCACGUGGAUUACUUCGUGGUUCUCGAGUCUGCGGUCACGUUCACGGGGCUGGAGAAGAACCUCACGCUGAAAUUGAACUGGGAUCGCUUUGCUGGUUUCCAUAAGCAAAUCAUAUACAGAGUCGUGCAGAAUCCACCCCUAAAUGCUGCUCGGACGUGGGAUUUGGAGGAUCAUCAACGGAAUGCUAUGUUCGACCAGGUCAUACCGGGCUUAGAAGGCGAGCAGGAGGCGAGGAUUGGCGAUGUGAUUAUUGUUUCCGACGUCGACGAGAUCAUCCGCCCUGCAACGCUGCAGAUCUUGAGGAAUUGCGACUUCCAUCAGAGACUGACAUUGAGGAGUCGCUUCUAUUAUUACGGGUUCCAGUUCUUACAUAAAGGGCCGGAAUGGGAACACCCGCAGGCGACCACGUUCCAAGGCAGAUCUAACACGAUCCGCCCCGCAAACCUUCGCAAUGGAGAGGGUGGGAACAGACUCGUGGCCUGGUGGAACAAGGCUGAUCUGUGGAAUGCUGGAUGGCAUUGCAGCUCCUGCUUUGCGACGAUCGAGGACAUGCUGACCAAGAUGAAGAGCUUCUCACAUGUAAGUCUGAACCAGGAACACUUUAGGAAUCGUACGCGUAUCGUGGACAGAGUCCGGAAGGGCUUAGAUUUGUGGGAUAGGGAGGGGGAGCUUUAUGAAACAAUCGAAGGGAAUGAGGAUAUCCCAGAGUUUCUGAAGGGCGAGAGGGAAAGAUUCAAGUACUUGCUUGACAGGCAAUCUCCAAACGCUGGCUUUAUGGAUUACGGGCCUGAGGAGGUUGCUGGAGGCUGAGGGGAUUUAGCACGCUGCUGUUUGAUUAAAAGCGAUGGCGUCUCUGAGAACAGAGGGAAGGAGAUAAUGCGGAACGGCCAGACUGUCCGUUGUCAAAGAACUGGUGACGAACUCUUUAGACCGCUAGACUCGGCUGCAAUUGGAAUCACUAUCUCUAGAUCCGUCUUCGAUGUACCUAGACCAAGUGUAAAUAGCCGG